Parnassius mnemosyne (clouded apollo) is the source of this 2001-nucleotide messenger RNA. Lineage: Eukaryota; Metazoa; Arthropoda; Insecta; Lepidoptera; Papilionidae. The record is from the annotation of a GenBank genome assembly.
AUGGUGAAGAGUACAUCGAGACUAGCAUUAAUUUCGACGUUAUUUAUAUCCCUUGUCAAUGCCACGGUACCGGGAUCAUCGAGCGCCAAUGAGAUAAACCAAACGCAGAAAAAACGUCCCCCGUAUACUGGAGGAGCUCUAUAUCCACAGGCCACAGAGACAAGGGACUUAAGAACAUUAGAUGGCAUUUGGAACUUUAGAAAGUCCCCCACAGAUCCUGAGUAUGGAUAUCGGAAUGGCUGGUACGAGCAAGAUCUGGAGAAGACAGGUCCAGUAAUCAAGAUGCCAGUACCGUCGUCGUACAAUGACGUAGGUGAGGACGUCUCUUUGAGAGACCAUGUGGGCUUGGUGUGGUACGACCGGCGAUUCUACGUGCCGCCAUGGUGGCUGCAAAAUGGACAACGCGUGUGGCUGCGAUUCAGCAGCGUGCAUUACGCGGCACAAGUGUGGGUGAAUGGGAAGUUGAUGGCGUACCACGAAAUCGGCCACCUGCCUUUCGAGGUGGAAAUUACAAAGGAAGUGUAUCCAAACGCGAGCAACUUGCUGACCGUGGUGGUGGACAACACGCUACUUAGCGACACUGUACCCCAGGGAGUUAUAAAGGAUACUAUCAUUGGCAACGGCAAGGUUCGCCAGGAGCAGAGCUACACAUUCGAUUUUUUCAACUACGCGGGCAUACAUCGCACAGUUUUCUUGUACUCAACACCACAGCUAUAUAUUGAUGAUGUCAUAGUGAACACUGAUAUACAAGGACUGACAGGAUUUAUCGUAUACAAUAUCACACACCAAGGAACACCAAGCCCAGACAACGUGGAGUGCCUGGUACAAAUAUUUGACAAAAACGACUCGCAAGUUGCAGCAUCGCACGACUGUGCCGGUCUCAUUGAAAUAGGCAACGCUAAUUUCUGGUGGCCUUAUUUGAUGCAUCCUUCUCCUGGUUAUUUGUACACAUUUAAGGCUAGCCUAAUCGGUCCAAACGGUGAAAUAGUAGAUACCUACAACCAGAAAGUGGGUAUAAGAACGGUUACCUGGAGCAACACAUCGGUGUUCAUAAACGACAAACCAAUAUAUCUCAGAGGUUUUGGCAUGCAUGAAGAUUCAGAUUUGCGAGGUAAAGGUUGGGAUCCAGUACUCUGGGUGAAAAACUUCAACCUGAUCCGUUGGGUUGGCGCCAAUGCGUUCCGCACCUCGCACUAUCCAUACGCUGAAGAGAUCUACCAGUUAGCUGACGAACAGGGAAUUAUGAUAAUUGAUGAGUGUCCUGGAGUCGAUACAGACAUAUUCUCGAAGUCUCUGCUGGUGAAGCACAAGCAGUCGUUGACGGAGCUGAUUCGACGAGACAAGAACCACCCGUCUGUUGUCAUGUGGUCCAUCUCAAACGAACCCAGGUCCGCCAACCGUCUCGCUGACGCCUACUUUGGUGAAGUGGUUAGACACGUGAAAUCGAUGGAUCUGUCAAGACCGAUCACCAUUGCCAUAUCCCAGACCUACACAACUGAUAAAUCCGCACAACACCUUGACGUCAUAUGCUUCAACCGCUACAACGGCUGGUACCAUGCGACGGGCUCUUUGACUACCAUCACCAACAACGUGGUGGACGAAGCCACCGCGUGGCAUAUCAAGCACAACAAGCCUAUCAUCAUGACCGAGUACGGAGCCGAUACUAUCGCUGGGCUUCAUCAGAUGCCGGAGUACGUGUGGUCAGAGGAGUUCCAGGUGGCGUUGAUGUCUGAGCACUUUAAAGCUUUCGACAAACUACGGCAGGCCGGCUUCUUCGUGGGUGAAUUUAUAUGGAACUUCGCCGACUUUAAUACUGCGCAGACAAUAAUUCGUGUUGGUGGCAACAAAAAGGGCAUUUUCACACGAUCGAGACAACCCAAAGCUUCAGCGCAUCAUUUAAGAGCGCGCUAUCUCGCUGUCGCGGCUUCUGAUACCGGCACUGCACCACCUGACUCACUGUAUAUAUCAGACAACAGAUCGAAACUACACGAAGAGUUAUAG